AUGCUCUUGGAGCGGCCCUGGGGCCAGUUUAUUCGACAUCUCCAUUGGGGAUUUCAAGCCCAAAACAUCCCAGAUCUUGUGGGGCUACAAGACGCGAAUGGCGCAACAGAAGUUGAGCUGGUUGGCGAGUUAAAGCACCCUGGGCCGAUGACCAUGAGCUCCCAGCAGCCAUCGCCAGUCAAAGCAACAUUCGGUGCAAGAUCGCACAGCCGGAAUGUGAUAUACAGAAGCUGCAUUGUGAAUGUGGCUUCAUUGCGCUUUCAAACUAGGAAUAUGGUCGGCUCAGAUUAG
Messenger RNA from Penicillium mononematosum, 291 nucleotides. RefSeq lists its product as uncharacterized. NCBI's taxonomy places the organism in Eukaryota, Fungi, Ascomycota, Eurotiomycetes, Eurotiales, Aspergillaceae. The coding region runs from base 1 to 291 and encodes 96 amino acids. The record is from RefSeq and is a predicted model, not a curated record. The transcript has 2 exons.